AUGUCAUUAAGAACUGCUAACAAAGCUGUGAUGCAAGUAACUUUUGAAAUUUUUCUUCCAAUGUUAUUUCAUGUUACUGAGCUUCAUCUUAUAAUUGAUAGAAUGAAGAAAAGUGGUGACAGACACUUUAGUUUUGUGGACCUUUUUGUUUUUGAAAAUGGUGAUGACCUAUUGAUAUCAAAUAUUGUAUUAGAACUCAAAUAUAUUAUAAUUACUGGUCUUUUAAGUAGAGCACAGAGAUUCUGGAUAAAGAACCUAGACACAAAAAUUAUGAACCUGUUGGAUAAAGAUCUUGAGAAUGAGAAUGAAAAGCAGUUGCAACACAGAUAUAUCAAGACAAUUACAAAAGAGAUAGUGAAAAGUUUUACUGAUUCAGGUAUUUUAAAUUUGAGAAUCAUAGUUGAAAAAGGAUCAUCUAAAUUAAGAGGUUACCUUAUUAUGUCUAUAGGCACCUGUCAUAUACUAGUACAAUUAUAUGAGUCAGUAAUAAUAGAGUUCAAAUAUUAUAUGUUAUAG
This is a messenger RNA of Funneliformis caledonium, 516 nucleotides long. Lineage: Eukaryota; Fungi; Glomeromycota; Glomeromycetes; Glomerales; Glomeraceae. The record is from the annotation of a GenBank genome assembly.